AUGCUAGCGAACGGCAUCGGAUCUUCCCUCUUCCUAGUUGCCUCCUUUUCGCUCACCAUCAUGAUCGACCGAUACGGUCGACGGAAGCCACUAAUUAUCGGCCCAAGCCUCAUGGGCAUCUGCAUGAUUGUUGUUGGCAUGUUACUAGUUGGCUACGGCUCGCCGCAUUUCGAUGCUGAAUCCCAGCAGUUGAAAUACAGUUUUGCGAACCUCAAUGCCGGCAAUGCUGCUGUGGCAUUUGUGUUUCUAUACAUGAUUUCUUUUGGAUCGACGUGCGCUGCGUUGCCCUGGACUUAUCAGAAUGAGGUGUUCCCUGUCUCGGCAAGGGGAAGAGGGACUGCACUUUCUGCCUGCAUUAAUUGGUUUGCGAAUUUUUGGCUCGGUUUAUAUAUGCCUGAAGCGUUAAAUAAGGCUGCGUGGAAGAUAUACUUCGUUUUCGGGGGUAUUUGCAUCGCGACUUCUUUUGUUACGUAUUUGUUCUAUCCGGAGACUGCGCAGCGGUCGCUAGAGGAGCUUGAUUUGUUGUUCACGCCCAAUCGGCGUAAGCUGGUUUGUUUUGACUGGGAGGCAUGUCAGAAGGGGUCAUUGCUGCAUCGUGAUUUCGAGGGCGUUGAGGUGGCACAGCAGCUGGAGACUGCGCUAGUCAUGGGAGGGAUUCAGAAGACAGUGUGA
Molecule: messenger RNA, 672 nt
Organism: Aspergillus luchuensis
Lineage: Eukaryota; Fungi; Ascomycota; Eurotiomycetes; Eurotiales; Aspergillaceae
Exons: 1
Coding region: 1-672 (223 amino acids)
Biological process (GO): transmembrane transport; carbohydrate transport
Cellular component (GO): membrane
Molecular function (GO): carbohydrate:proton symporter activity
Source: RefSeq, a predicted model, not a curated record